Messenger RNA from Papaver somniferum (opium poppy), 5624 nucleotides. RefSeq lists its product as uncharacterized. The transcript is spliced from 12 exons. Lineage: Eukaryota; Viridiplantae; Streptophyta; Magnoliopsida; Ranunculales; Papaveraceae. Gene Ontology annotation, molecular function: helicase activity. The record is from RefSeq and is a predicted model, not a curated record. The coding region runs from base 407 to 4663 and encodes 1418 amino acids.
CUUCGAUAUUUCCUAUAUAAACCCGUCAUACCACACUCUCCUCUCCCUCAUAUUCGUCUUCCACAUCUCUCUCUAACAAAACUCUGUCCCUCUCUCUAAAGAAGAAACCCUCUGUCUGUCCCAUCUUUAUAGAUUCAAAGCUCAAAAACACAGAGGAAAACAGAAAAGGAAGGGGCAAUAAUUCUGAUUUGGUCAAAUUGCAGAAUACAGGUGUUGGGCUAUUCCACAUUUUUGCUCGGGAACCGCUGUGUUGUUUAAGUUAAAGAAUCCAGUGUCCUAAAGAUAGAUUUCUAUACUUCUGCACCAUUGGCAUGUUAUGCUUAUUUUCUGGUGAAAAAAAGCCAUCAAUCGUGCCUUGGGACAUUACUUGGAGAUAUAGUUUAAUUUGUAUGCAUUUACAUAUGAUAUGGGUUCUCGAGGACGACCAUUCUUGGAUCUUAAUGAGCCCCCUGCGGAAGAGGAUGAAGAGAGCGACAGCGUCUCAUGUGUUCAGCCCAAGAAAACUCUCCCUUCGUUAAAUUCACACCCAUCUGAUUUGUUCAUAUCGUCCGAAGGUACUCAAAGAUUACCUAAUAAUAACCAUGCUUUCUCACAUGAACCUUCAGUUUCGGUUUUCCAGCCCUUUGUUAGGCCAAAAGAUGUACAUAAUCAUGAAGACCAAGGGAAACAAAUGAAAGAGGAUCAUUUGGGUUCCAAGGUUGCCUCAUCCUCUAAGGUGGAAGGAUGUGACGAGGAAAGUAAAGAGAAAUCACUGCUUGUUCCAGCUAGCACACCCACCAAUGCUCAAUCUGUUGAAAGGGUGACAAAAGAGAAACCACUACUUGUUCCAGCUAGCACUCCCAUCGAUGCUCAAUCUGUUGAAAGGGAGGAAGGUGAAUGGUCUGAUGUAGAGGGUUCUGCUGAUGCAUUCGGUAGCAGUGCAAGUAGCCCUACAAAUGAUAGAUCAAGUACUAUUAAUGGCGAGACUUCACAGAAACAAGGACUUACUGGGGGAACAGAUCUUUCUAGCUCGGAUAAGGUUGCUGAGAGUUCCUCACAGGAUAUCAUGCAUGCUGUGGUUGCAAAAACCGAAGUGAUUGAUGCUGCCAAAGAGGUGAUAGGACGAUCGGAGUCAGAGCUAUCUGAUAGGGAACACACUGCCAGUAGAAAUUCAGAUGGCAAUAAGAAAGUGGAUAUGCCUGGGGAUGGACCUGAUGAGCCGUCAAUCACAGUGAAACAAAAAGAGGUUAAGGGAGUUGAAGCAAGUCAUGCACUGAAGUGUGCAAAUAAUCCUGGCAAGAGACAGAGGCUUGAUCAACAGACAGAAGCAAGGCUUGGGAGAAAGCGUGCUAGACAGACUAUGUUUCUUAAUUUUGAUGAUGUCAAGCAAGCUGGCCCUCCAAAAACUUCGACACCUAGAAGGCAAACAUUUUCUUCAGCUCCAGCGACUCGCUCAGUAAAGGAGAGACACAGUAUUCCUGCUGAGCGCAGUGAAAGACAGAGUCAACCUGCAUUGAAGGAUCAGAAGCAAGCAGAUACAUCUAACAAUGAAGCAACCACUCCCAUGGAUACUGACCCUAAAUCUGAAUCGAACGGGGAAAUGAACUCAGGUCUUCAGCCUCGGUCAAAAAGGUUAAACAGUGGAAAUGAAUUAGCUGGAGAUGGGUAUCUACCUCCUGUUUCGAGGCAGGGUCCCUGGAAGCAGUCCACUGAUGUGCGGCAACACAGGAACCCACCAAUGUUAACUAGGAAACCACCUGUUGUUAAUCAGAUCCCUUCAGAUACAAAAUUGGUCAACAAAAAGCUUCCUCCGGUGAAGAAGCAAGUUGCAAAUAAUGCAUACUACUCAGAUACAUCCGUUGAACGUCUUUUACGUGAAGUGACCAAUGAGAAAUUUUGGCAUCACCCAGAGGAGACAGAGCUUCAAUGUGUUCCUGGACAGUUUGAAUCUGUAGAGGAAUACGUCAGAGUAUUUGAGCCUUUACUUUUCGAGGAAUGCCGAGCCCAGCUGUACAGCACUUGGGAGGAGUCUACUGAAACAAUAUCCAGAGAUGUACACAUAAUGGUCAAAAUUAAAACCGUUGAAAGACGAGAAAGAGGAUGGUAUGAUGCAGUAGUUAUUCCAGCAAACGAGUGCAAAUGGACAUUUAAGGAGGGUGAUGUUGCAGUUCUUUCAUGUCCAAGGCCUGGAACAGCAGUCAGGCCUAAAAGGAAUAAUGCUGGUGAAGAUGAUCCGGAGGCUGAGAUCAGCGGGCGUGUGGCUGGAACAGUCAGGCGACACAUACCUAUUGAUACCCGUGACCCUCUUGGGGCCAUCCUUCACUUUUAUGUCGGGGAUACCUACGACCCUAAUAGCAAGGGAGACGAAGAUCAUGUUUUGAAGAAAUUUCAACCUAACGGUAUCUGGUAUCUUACUGUGCUUGGUACUCUUGCAACUUCGCAGCGUGAAUAUGUUGCACUUCAUGCAUUUCGUCGUCUCAAUCCGCAGAUGCAAGCUGCUAUUCUUAAGCCUAGUCCAGAACAGUUCCCAAAGUAUGAGCAGCCACCUCCUGCCAUGCCUGAAUGCUUCACCCAAAAUUUUGUUGAUCACCUGCAUAGGUCCUUCAAUGGACCCCAAUUAGGUGCCAUCCAAUGGGCCGCAAUGCACACAGCUGCUGGUACAAGUAGCGGGUCAGCCAAGAGACAAGAUCCAUGGCCCUUUACCCUUGUCCAAGGGCCACCAGGGACGGGUAAGACACACACAGUCUGGGGAAUGCUAAAUGUCAUACAUCUUGUCCAGUAUCAGCAUUAUUACACUGCGCUACUUAAGAAGCUUGCUCCUGAGAGCUACAAGCAAAACACUGAAAGCAGUUCUGAGAAUGUCAGCAUAGGAUCCAUAGAUGAAGUUCUCCAAAGUAUGGAUCAGAACCUAUUUCGCACAUUGCCGAAACUGUGCCCUAAGCCUAGAAUGCUUGUCUGCGCUCCUUCAAAUGCGGCAACAGACGAAUUGCUGUCGCGUGUUCUUGAUCGUGGGUUUAUUGAUGGCGAAAUGAAGGUUUAUAGGCCUGAUGUUGCUCGAGUGGGUGUCGACACCCAAACGCGAGCUGCUCAGGCAGUUUCUGUUGAGCGAAGGACUGAACAGCUACUGGCCAAAGGACGCGAAGAAGUCAUUAGUUGGAUGCACCAGUUGAAAGCUCGGGAAGCUCAACUUUCGCAGCAGAUAGCUAUUCUUCAAAGAGAACUCAGUGUUGCAGCUGUAGCUGGUCGUUCUCAAGGAUCUGUAGGUGUUGAUCCGGAUGUCCUAGUUGCACGAGACCAUAAUCGCGACCAAUUGUUACAAAACCUUGCAGCUGUUGUGGAAGGACGGGACAAAGUUCUGGUGGAGAUGUCCCGCCUUCACAUUGUAGAAGGGAAGUUUCGUCCUGGUAGCAACUAUAAUCUCGAGGAAGCUCGUGCAAAGCUGGAAGCUAGUUUUGCAAAUGAGGCUGAGAUUGUUUUCACAACAGUCAAUAGUAGUGGUCGUAAGAUAUUCUCGCGUCUAGAGCAUGGUUUUGACAUGUUGGUUAUUGAUGAGGCAGCUCAGGCUAGUGAAGUAGCCAUUCUUCCUCCCCUUGCUCUUAGUGCUGCUCGCUGUGUUCUUGUUGGGGACCCGCAACAACUUCCUGCUACAGUUAUCAGCAAGGCGGCAGGGACCUUGUUAUACAGUAGAAGUCUAUUUGAAAGGUUCCAGCAAGCAGGCUGCCCUACAAUGCUAUUGUCUGUUCAAUAUAGGAUGCAUCCCCAGAUCAGGGAUUUUCCUUCAAGACAUUUUUAUCAAGGACGUCUUACUGACAGCGAGAGUGUUGGCAAUCUACCUGAUGAAGUCUAUUACAAGGACCCGUUACUGAGACCUUAUGUGUUCUACGACAUAACACAUGGACGAGAGUCUCACAGAGGUGGAUCUGUCUCAUACCAGAACAUUCAUGAAGCACAAUUUGUUCUCCGCUUAUAUGAGCAUCUACAUAGGACGUUAAAAUCUUUAGGUGCGAAGAAGGUCAGUGUUGGUAUCAUUACCCCUUACAAGCUUCAGUUAAAAUGCCUUCAACGUGAGUUUGAAGAGGUUUUGAAUUCAGAAGAAGGGAAGGAUCUAUACAUCAAUACUGUGGACGCGUUUCAAGGCCAGGAACGUGACGUGAUUAUCAUGUCGUGUGUUCGUGCCUCAACUCAUGGCGUGGGCUUUGUUGCUGAUAUUCGAAGAAUGAAUGUUGCGCUUACUCGUGCUAGGAGAGCACUUUGGGUUAUGGGGAAUGCAAAUGCGCUGAUGCAAUGUGAUGACUGGGCUGCAUUGAUCACGGAUGCCAAGGGAAGGAACUGUUAUCUGGACAUGGAAUCUCUUCCCAAGGAUUUCCUGGCUCUGAAGGGUCCCACUCCUACUCCACAUCCUGGCAAGUCAUUUGGAAACACAAGGGGGUUAAGGACAGGCAGUUACGGUGGCCCUAGGAAUAGACAUUUUGACCUGCAUUCAGAGUCCAAGUCUGGAACUCCAUCAGAAGAGGAUGAGUCGAAUACACUGUCAAUCUCCAGAAACGGAAGUUACAGGAACUUAAAGGUGCCAAAUGAUAAUCUGGUGGAUGAUUCGGAACCUGUGGGAGCUCGAAAUGCCUGGCAAUAUGGCAUCCAAAAGAAGCAAAAUUCUGCUGGUUUAUUGGGCCGGAGAGAUCCAUAACUUUGUUGGAGCUUGUGGUGAUUUCCCACAAGAUUUAUCUGCUACCUUGGAGGAGCUGGGUGACUAUGAUGAAGUGUGUGCCACCACACCGGAAAUGCUUACCAUGGAUUUGGUGUUUAUCAAAGUUGAGUCUGAAGAUAUAUCCGGAUUUUACCAUUGAGAAGAUGUGAGACUGUCCUAAACACUGUUGCAAGGAGACGUCCGAGUGGAAUCAAUUUGUUGGCGGUCUCUCAGGAGGAUGAGUGAGAAGAUCAGAAGCAAUCUGGUUUGUUCUUUUGGAACAGGACUCGAAGAUCUGGAUUGGUUUGAAUUGCUCUCUCAUGGAUCAUGGUAAUGCCUAGGUUCUUAAGUGCUGACAUAUUCCUUCCAUUGUUCGGGCUCCCGCUCUUUCCUUGGACAGGCAGUGAACAUUGGGGGCAAUCGUUUUAUGUCAGGACUUUGAUCUGCACCUCAAGGCGGAUAGGCUAUUAUGGAAUACACAAGUACUUGUACAGGGUGAUCAAUUAAACCCAAAUCUGUGAACUCUGCCCUCUUGUCCUCUCAAAUGUUACUAGCACAUACAGUGGUUCUGGACUCUUUUUGUUGGAUGGUUUUGAAGGACACAUGGUUGUUCAGAAAAGAUCUUUGCUCUGAGAAGGAAAAGGUUUAAUGCAGCAAUGGUUUGAACACCAUCUUCCCGUUCAGACUGCUUUUUCUGGAACUCUUAUCAUAUCUGGCAACACAAUUUGAGUGAAGAAACUUCCUCAGAGUUAUCUACGGCAAAACUCUUAUUUUAGGUUCUUUAUCACGCAUAUAUAUAUAUAUAUAUAUAUAUAUAUGUAGGUCUCAAUUGUAUAUAUACAAGGGACUGUAAGUUCUUUUAUUCAAUUUGUCUGCCAAGGGAAAAUUUUGUUUUUCUUGUAAAUUUCAGGUGAUAUUGUCUUAGUUGUUUACUUUUACUGAAAAUUGCCAUCACUAGCCA